This is a messenger RNA of Anastrepha obliqua, 1127 nucleotides long. RefSeq names its product ankyrin repeat domain-containing protein 39. Bases 322 to 867 code for a protein of 181 amino acids. The record is from RefSeq and is a predicted model, not a curated record. Gene Ontology annotation, molecular function: protein binding. The transcript is spliced from 4 exons. Lineage: Eukaryota; Metazoa; Arthropoda; Insecta; Diptera; Tephritidae.
UAAAAGAAUUUAUAGCAAAAAUAUACAAAAAUUAAAAGUUGUUAACGAGCCCCUGAUCUCCCUGCCACGCAAAAUAUAUACAGAAAAAAAAACAAAAAAACAAAUACAACCAAGAAUUAAAACAAACAACUGUUUUCCAAAAACCAAAAAAAUUAGUGUUGAAUUUAUCAAUCAUUGAACUGUAAGCUAAAACGAAAAACGAAAAAAAGUUAAAUUACAUACUUACAUAUGUACAUAUGUAUAUGUAAAUUGGAUAUAAUUGAAGCGAAAUUGAAAGAACUUUAAAAAACUCAAACAAAUUACUAACAUUAAAACAAGAAAAUGGAUCCACAUGACGCGGAUAAUUGCAAGUGUCACAAGCAGACAGCGCCAGCACAACAAACGCUCAGUGAUAUGGAAUUCGAUCGUGGGAUCUGGAAUGCAGCUAUCUACAAUGAGCCGGAGCGCGUGCGCAGUUUCAUUGGCCGUGGCAAAUCCAUGGAUCGCGAUGACUUUGAUUACACAGCACUCCACUACGCAGCGCGCAAUGGCAAUGUUGAAAUAUGCAAAAUGUUGAUCGAUGAGGGCAAAGUAGAUGUGGAUGCUGUCACUAAAGCCGGUGCUACAGCGUUACAUCGCGCUGCUAUGAUGGGUCAUUUAAAUGUUGUAAAAUUAUUGGUUGCUGCCAAGGCCAAACUCCAACUGCAAGAUGAAUACGGUCAGACAGCACUGCAUCGGGCUGCUAUACGCGGUCAAUUAGAUGUUUGUAAAUUUCUGCUCGAAAAGGAUCCAACAUUGAAGGGAAUUAAGGAUAAGAAGGAGAAAAUUCCCUAUGAAUAUAUAAUGGAGAAUGCCAAUGAUGAUUUCAAAUUAUUGCUUAAGCCUUAGAGUCAAACCAAAAGAAAGAAAAAAAACAACAAAUUUAUAAGAAAUAUCAAAAGGAAAUAAUAAUUAUCAACUAAACACACAAAAGUUAGCUGACAUACACACACAUUUAUGCAUACUUACGUUGUACAUAUACAUAUACAUACAUACACACAAAUGCAAAGCCACGUUAUGCCCCGCUUUUUGACUUUGCUUUCUUACCUUGCACAACUAUCUUUGGAAUAAAACUGUUUGGCUUUUUCGGAUAUCUGGAAUUCAAAGGA